AUGACACUUCCUGCACUUGAGUGGGCUUUGCAAACACUCUGUACUUUUACAGAUCUGCAAAAGUACUGGGAGAGUGAUUUUUAUGAUCAAGCAGCCUUUCUUGCACUUGAGCUUUGCACCAAAGCUCGUCACAAUGGUCAGAACUAUGUAUUUGCUCUUCUAACUGGUUACCAUGAUCCUCCUGCUGGUGUUUCAAUCCGAGAAGGGUUGCAUUAUAAUCCUUACUUUCCUGGGGGAGCCAUUGCUAUGCCUAAAAUGCUUAUUGAUGGUGCUGUUGAGUAUGAAGAUGUUUCCCCUGCAACGGAAUCUCAGAUGGGAAAAGAUGUUGUGACAUUUUUGUCAUGGGCUGCAGAACCAGAAAUGUAAUAGAGAAAACUGAUGGGAUUCAAGUGGAUAUUUGUACUGUCAUUGGCAUUGCUUCAAGCUGCUUAUUACAGGCGCAUGAGGUGGUCUGUUCUCAAGUCUCGUAAGUUGGUGCUCGAUGUCGUCAACUAGAUAUAUCCUCUUGUGGGAGGACUUGAA
Camellia sinensis is the source of this 522-nucleotide messenger RNA. Lineage: Eukaryota; Viridiplantae; Streptophyta; Magnoliopsida; Ericales; Theaceae. The record is from RefSeq and is a predicted model, not a curated record.